AAAGCUCUCCCACAUGCUUGCCUUGCAUGCACGCUUCCAGCCGAGGAACCAGCUGUCAGCAGGUUCAGCGAUCCUCUGAGGACCACUACUAUGCAGACAGCCGAGAACAGGCUCCACAGGGGCUGCCUGCUCCUGGCCCUCAGGCGCUACAGUGCCGUUGUCCAUGAAAUGGAGCAGACUGUUCUUCUGCCCAGCCUACUGAGGGAUGUAGAGUCAUACUCUGAGGAAGACUGUUUCCAGGACUGCAUCUCUGCAGCUGAAAGCCCAGCUAAAGACCUCUACGAUUCCUACUUGAUGCUGAAAUCCAUCAGAAACACGGUGGAAAGUGGAAUGAUGCCGCCAGAUGACCGCAGCACAAAAACCCAGACCCGCCAGGCCCUGAACAACACCUUGGACUGCCUGAUGGAGGCCGAUCCUGAGGCUCUCUUUCACUUCCACCUCCGGGGCCUGUUCUCAAUCAUGGCGAACCUCACAAAGAAGUCCCAGGGUCUAACGGCCAAGUACAUGGACAUCAUUGGAAUAAUGAAUUAGCACAUGACGACAUCCUUCAACAAAACAAGGUUAACGUUUGACUUUUGAACAGAAGAUAAAAGUUCAGGCUGUUUACAUAUACAGUGAAUAGCCUGUGGUAAACCUAAAUAAAACGGUGUGUCGGUUUUGA
Messenger RNA from Esox lucius (northern pike), 661 nucleotides. It is a transcript of the gene thrsp, whose product is annotated as thyroid hormone responsive. The transcript has a single exon. The record is from RefSeq and is a predicted model, not a curated record. Gene Ontology annotation, biological process: regulation of lipid biosynthetic process. NCBI's taxonomy places the organism in Eukaryota, Metazoa, Chordata, Actinopteri, Esociformes, Esocidae. The coding region runs from base 91 to 531 and encodes 146 amino acids. Gene Ontology annotation, cellular component: cytosol.